This is a messenger RNA of Clunio marinus, 288 nucleotides long. NCBI's taxonomy places the organism in Eukaryota, Metazoa, Arthropoda, Insecta, Diptera, Chironomidae. The record is from the annotation of a GenBank genome assembly.
AUGACAUAUAAAGAAUGCUUGAAAACACAUUCUAAAUUAUUCCCAACAAUUUCUUGUCAUGUGCUCAUAGAAGAAGAAGAGAUAGAAAAAUCUGUCGCAUUGCAAUCGAAUAAAACAUCACCGAUAAGUUUUCCUUUUUUUCAUCCUUUUUUCCCACUUUGCUUAGAAGGCGUGCGAUUGCGGAAUGUACGAUUCAUAAAGUCUCAAUGGACCAUUUGGCUUAGACGUAAGGGAUCACCAGCUUUAAAAUCAUUUGCUAGACCUCAAAUACAAGAAGCUCAACCAUAG